UUUCUAACGUUAUUCAUAAUGCUUCUUUUAUUGUCCUAUUAUCUCUUUUUGAGCUGAAAAUGACCACCCAUUAUCAAGAAUCCAGCAAAAGCAUUGACAAUGUUAAUUUUCUACUUGUUUAUAUUUGUAGCUUUUUUUCUUGGGUGGUUUGCUAUUUGAAUCUACUGUACUAAGUCUUCAUUGGGCCAGGCCAGACGCACUCUUAAGCUAGCAGAAACUUUAUUAUCUUGUUGCUAAGAUAUAUGAUUCUUUAUGUAUUGCAACCUUUGGUUUUUAUGUGAAGUAAAAAAGGCAAUAUGUAGCUAGUUCUUGGUCAGAAUUCUUCUCUCAAGUUAAUUAUCACUGCUCCUGUCUCCUGCAAAAGUUUUGUUUAAUGAAGUAUGUAUACUCCUUUGUCAAACUGCUGUCACUUAAGUGCAUAGUUCUCAGACAUUUAAAUUGGGUCCUUUUAGCUGUCAUUGCAGCAGAUGUUUGCCCUGUUCAUAUGUAUUCUGCAAGUAAGUGUAAAUUGGCAGCUCUUUAACUAUCUUUCUGCUUCCACAUGCGCAACUCCGAUCCCCCAUUUUAAAAGCAAGAAAAGGGAGAAAAACAAAGAUUUUUAAGUAGUAGUACACCUAUUUGGUAUACAGAGGAUGUAUUGCCCGCUUUAAGUACUGUCCAUUAUAUAUGUGGUGCUGACAUUGAAAAGAUUGAGAAUGUUGUUGAUCGCUUUAUUGAAGGACAUCCAAGGAUUAUAGAAGUUUUGCACAUUUAGUUUGUUAAAAGAAAUAACUUGAGGUAACUGUAAAUGAUGUUACCUUUUGAAAGUAUCCAAAGAUGAUCCAGAGGUAACUGUAAAUGAUGUUACACACACACACACACACACACAUGUAUGUAUGUAUGUAUGUAUGUAUGUAUGUAUCUUGAUAUAUUUUUGUGAACUAAGCAGUAUACCUAAUCUGAUUUUGUCAUAAUCUAUGAUGAUAUACUAUGUAUCUGUUCAUAUAUGAGUGUGCUUUCCUUAAUUCCUUAAAAUAUCACUGCAGAUCAACAUACACUUUCUCUUUAAUUUGCUGAACAAACUUGGAGAUCUUUAAUACUAUAAUGUUGAUCGAAAUCUUGGAAUGACGAUGCUGCAGUUGAUAGAUUUCAAGAAGGCAUCAAAUUAGUGCAAUCCCUUAAACUAAAUCCCGAAAUAAUUAGCCUUGAAAAACGGGUAAUACAGUCAAACCUCUCUAUAACAACCUCAUUUUUUCGAAUCUUUUGGUUGUUAUAGCGAAGCGUUGUUAUAGAGAACAAAUAUUAUAACAUAGCAUGAAAAUUAGUUCCUUAUAUAACUUGACUUUUAUAAUUAAUGACUAUUAUAUAGCGAUUCUGUUAUAGAGAGAUCUGACUAUAUUCAUUUGUUCAAAUUUUCUUCUAUGCGUAUAAGUAUUCACCCUAAGGUAUAUAUGUCGCAAAGUUCAGUUCAGAGGCAACCUAAGAUAAAUUUCACUGUAAAUGCAUUAGAAAUAAGUGAUAGAUGCUAACAAAUUUUCUUAGUAAUACGCCUAUUGGCAAGUCAAUAUAUUCUUGUCUUCCAAAAUUUCACCAUCUUGUGCAUUUACCACUUAAUACUGGAGAAUCUCUACACUUAGUUCCAUUGUGUGUAGUUGCUUUGCUAUUACAGUAUCCUUAUCACCAGUUUGACAAUCAUAUUAAAAUUCUUUUUGUGCAAAAGCCAUUGGAGGUUUCAGAACUAUUUUAAAAAGUUUAGUGUGGUUCUCAAACUAUAUAUGGCACAUGAUUUUUUUAAGUCAUAUAUAGCAAUGAAGCUACUGCGACUAAUUCUACCGUUUAAAAGGGAUAUGUGUCAUAUUCAUGACAAAAGGGGAUGGGUGCCUAAUUCAAUAUAAUAGGAUUUUUACUCAAAUAAAUAAUUAGAAUUGAAGAAAACAUAAAAUUCAACUUAACCUCUGGAGACUUUAUCCAUCAGUUGAAAACUAGUUUGAAGUUUGAGCGAAAGUGAGUUAAGUUUAUCUAUUAAACAUUUCCCUCUUAUAUUUGUCUGUAAAGUAUUUAGAAGUCUCUACUAACUAUAAACUAUUGAUUUACAAAUAAUACCGUUGGAACAUUCUAUGGUAUUGACCUAAGAUAUAUUUGAAAAAGAGUUAGUCUUGAUAAUCCUCUAGUUAGACUUUUCUCAAGAUAAAACCUCAAAUGUCAUAAUUCAACCCUUUUGGUUGGAAAAAAUAUUUAUCCUCACGUAAUAUUUACACCAAAUCAAGUAAUUUAAUUAGAAGAGAUGACAAAUUAAAGUGAACAUUAUGUCCAUGAACUCUCUCUCUCUCUCUCUAGCUUUCUUUGGAUUAGUAUUUCUUGAUAAGCAAGGGACUGUGAGAAAAGUAUUACUUAACAAACAUGCAGCGCAACACCAAGCUUAAAAUAAGAAAGUGGAAACGCCUAGGAAGUUACUUCUUAAUUCAAGUCAAACGUUUUGAUCAAAUCACUUGAAAGUUUCUCCAUAAAAUGGAGAAAUUAUCACCUCCUUUGUUUCAACUGAGAAUUUUCUGUCCUGCACUAACAGAUCAUUUCCUUCUUAAUUCAAUUUUUCAUAGAGAUUUCCAAGUCCAAUUCUUUCCCUAUAUACUUGCCAUAUUGAAGCAUAAAACAUAAGUUUUGUGACAUGUUAAUAUGUUUUAUCUAAGCAAGAUUAGUUAUUUAACCUCCCUUGUUUAUCUUUUGAUCAUAUUCACACUUUUCUUGCAAAGAUCUUUGGUUAUUAGGGUGGAUUGCCUGAGUUUCAGCUACGCAAAUUUCCCCAAGCAAACCGAAAAUGAUUUCAUCACUACUGAUAAUUCCUUCAUAGGAUUGAAUGCUGCUAUGCAAGUAACAGGCGAUGCUCGUGGAGCUUCUAUCACAAACUUAUCAGGAAGAAUAUGGUAUUCACAGCCUCUCAAGCUAUGGAAUCGAAAGAAGGACAUCACAACAUCGUUUAAUUCCACGUUUGUGAUUAAUAUCACUCCUCAGAGUAAUCCAUGGGGUGAAGGAUUAGCUUUCAUAUUGACAAAGGAAAGUGGUCUUGAUUUUAUACCAGAUAAUAGUGAUGGACAAUGGCUUGGAAUUGUGAAUGCAAGUACAAAUGGAUCUUUAUCAAACAACAUUUUUGCAGUUGAAUUUGACACAAGGAAAAGUGACUUUGAAGAUCUUGAUGAUAAUCAUGUUGGCAUUGACAUAAACAGCAUCUACUCUAUCAAUCAAGCUUCUUUAACCGACCGUGGUGUUAAUCUUUCACGAGCUGUUGAUGUUAUAGCAAGUGUUCAGUAUAAUGGAGAAUCAAAGAUCUUGAAUGUUUAUGCAUUCAUGAGUAAUCAGACUGGGGAUGUUAACGCGAUAAAUCCCAUCAUUUCCAUGCCUCUUGAUCUUUCUAGCUAUCUUCCCGAGGAUGUUUUCGUGGGAUUUUCAGCUUCAACUGGGAUAUAUACUCAGCUGAAUUGCAUAAAAGCAUGGAAUUUUACAAGCAUAGAAAUUGGUAAUGAUAAUGAUGUUAGCCUAUUAUGGUUGUGGAUCUUGAUACCAAUAAUAUCGGUUCUGGUUAUGUUUCUUGUUGGGGGUUUUAUAUAUUUCACCUGGAGGAGGAAAAAGAAGAGGAUGCAAGUGUUAGACCAAGAUGAGAAAAUAGAGAUACAGAUUCGGAGUUCAGCUACUGCACCAGAGAGAUUCCAGUUAAAGGACUUGAAACGAGGGACCGGGAACUUUGAUCCCAGGAACAUUCUUGGAAGAGGAGGAUGUGGAGUAGUGUUCAAAGGGUUAUUAGCUGAUAAACAGGUAGCUGUGAAGAGAUUCUUUAGAGAUUCAAGUCAAGGGGCAAAAGAUCUCAUAGCAGAAGUCACAACUAUUGGCAAUCUCCACCACAAAAACCUUGUCAAAUUGAUAGGAUGGUGCUAUGAAAGCAAUGAACUCCUUGUGGUGUAUGAGUUCAUGCCAAAUGGGAGCUUAGAAAAGUUGAUAUUUUGGGAAGAAAAAGGUGAAAUCAGAGAAGGGUUGAGCUUGAGUUGGGAAAAAAGGCAUGUCAUUAUCUGUGGCAUCGCUCAAGCACUGGAUUAUCUGCAUAAUGGGUGCGCGAAAAGAGUACUUCAUAGGGACAUAAAAGCCAGCAACAUCAUGCUUGACUCAGAACUCAACGCUCGGCUGGGAGAUUUUGGAUUGGCUCGGACAGUUCAAGUGAGUGGAAUGACUCACCAUUCGACGAAAGAGAUAGCUGGAACUCUUGGCUAUAUGGCUCCAGAAAGUUUCCUUAUAGGCCGAGCAACAGUUGAGACAGAUGUCUUUGCAUUUGGAGUUCUCAUUCUUGAAGUUGCCUGUGGUCGAAAACCUGGAAACCAAAAUGAGGAGAAUAUCUACAGCAACAGAAUCAUUGAAUAUGUAUGGGAUCUCUAUAAGAUUGAAAGGAUCGUUGAUGCCAUAGAUGUUCGAUUGGAUAGAGAUUUUGAUGAAGGGCAAGCUGAAUGUGUGUUAAUAUUAGGAUUAGCUUGUUGCCAUCCAAAUCCAUAUGAAAGGCCAAGCAUGAAAACUGCUUUACAGAUUCUUACAGGGGAAUCAGUUCUACCAAUUAUUCCUGCUGAGAAACCUGCAUUUGUAUGGCCAGCUAGAGCUCCGUCGUCGAAUGAAGCUGCAGGUGACUCUCUUAUGGAAGGCCAACUUACACCAAUUACAGUUCUCAGUGGCAGAUGAUAACUUCUAUGCCUUAGGUUUAUCUGAUUGGACUGCAGAUUCUGAGGAACCUCAACUAUGUUCAAACUUAAAAUGCUCAUAUAAUGUGUUGUCAAAGCAGCUAACUAUUUAGGAGGCAAAAUAUACUUGUAAAUUUCGCAUUAGCAAGGCAAGAAUGUUGCCUUUCUCUUUUGUGUUUGUUCCUUUUGUGUGUCUGUGUGUGUAUUGGAAAGAAAAGGUUCAUUCUUCAGAGAGAAA
This is a messenger RNA of Nicotiana tabacum (common tobacco), 4929 nucleotides long. RefSeq names its product putative L-type lectin-domain containing receptor kinase S.5. Gene Ontology annotation, molecular function: protein kinase activity; ATP binding; carbohydrate binding. The record is from RefSeq and is a predicted model, not a curated record. NCBI's taxonomy places the organism in Eukaryota, Viridiplantae, Streptophyta, Magnoliopsida, Solanales, Solanaceae. Gene Ontology annotation, biological process: protein phosphorylation.